Pediculus humanus corporis (human body louse) is the source of this 495-nucleotide messenger RNA. Its product is annotated as Astacin precursor, putative. Gene Ontology annotation, molecular function: metalloendopeptidase activity; zinc ion binding. Bases 1 to 495 code for a protein of 164 amino acids. Lineage: Eukaryota; Metazoa; Arthropoda; Insecta; Psocodea; Pediculidae. The transcript has 4 exons. Gene Ontology annotation, biological process: proteolysis. The record is from RefSeq and is a predicted model, not a curated record.
AUGGCUCCAGUGAUCCCACGAUGUUUGGCCAAUAUUAUUAUUAUUAUUAUUAUUAAUAUUUUUUGGUCUAUAUGUUUAUUAUCAUCGAUAGGUAGUAAAGUUGCUCGAUGGAAACCGGAAGAUGGUACGAAUCCCGAAGAAUUAGGUGAUACAUAUUUUGAAGGUGACAUAAUUAUCGAUGCUAAAAGUAGAAACGGUUUAAAAUCGGAAAAUUCACAUUGGAAAAAUGGUAUCGUACCAUACACAAUAUCCGACGAUUUCAAAUAUAAAGAUUAUAAUACGAUAAUGGCAGCAAUUGAAGAAUAUCAUAAGAAAACAUGUAUAAAAUGGGUACGAUGGUCUGGAGAAAGAGAUUAUGUGCAUUUUAAACCUGGAAAUACGGGAUGUUGGAGUUCCGUUGGAAAAGUCGGAGGAAAACAGGAGCUCAAUUUACAAACUCCAGGUUGUUUAACUAAAAAAGGUACGGUUAUACAUGAAAUGCUUCACGCAUUAUGA